Trichosurus vulpecula (common brushtail) is the source of this 1874-nucleotide messenger RNA. Its product is annotated as Fc receptor-like protein 2. NCBI's taxonomy places the organism in Eukaryota, Metazoa, Chordata, Mammalia, Diprotodontia, Phalangeridae. The transcript has 14 exons. Gene Ontology annotation, molecular function: transmembrane signaling receptor activity. The coding region runs from base 15 to 1874 and encodes 619 amino acids. The record is from RefSeq and is a predicted model, not a curated record. Gene Ontology annotation, biological process: cell surface receptor signaling pathway.
UCCUACUACCCCCCAUGCUGCUGUGGGCAUUGCUAUUGAUGCUUGGUUUGGUCAGCAGACAAGCUUCUUUUGCAAAGAAAGCCGUGGUGUACCUCAGCCCUCCAUGGACCACUAUCUUCCAAGGGGAGAAAGUGACUCUGACUUGCCAUGGAUUCAACUCCUCCAAACCAGGGACAACAUGGUGGUACAAAAACCAACGAUGGCAAAAUAAAUGGUCUACAAACAGCAUUGAGACUAAUCAGACUGGAAAAUAUGCAUGCCAGACCCAGGACUCAGACCUCAGUGACCCUGUGAACCUGGUAGUCUCUUCUGAUCCACUGAUCCUGCAGACCCCAUAUUCCGUGUUUGAAGGAGAUACAUUGGUCCUGAGAUGCCGAGGACGUGAUGCUAGGACAGCCAGAAAUGUGACAUACUAUAAGGAUGGAAGCAUUUCUUCUUAUUUCCUGAGACAAUCUGAUUUCUCCAUCCCACAAGUUGGCUUAAGUUAUAGUGGCAACUAUCACUGCACAGGAGUUGUUCUUCUUUUUUUAUUCUCUCAGGAAAAAAGUUCGAGCCAUGUACAGCUCCAAGUCCAAGAACUGUUUCCACCCCCUGAGCUGAAAAUCACAACCUCUGAGCCCAUUGAGGGGACCUCAGUGACCCUGAGCUGUGAGACCCAGCUCCCUCCACAGAGGUCAGACACCAAGCUCCACUUCUCCUUCUUCAGAAAUAGCAGAGUCAUUGCAUCAGGCUGGAAGAAGUCUCAGGUGCUCCAGAUCCCAGCCAUCUGGAGGGAAGACUCAGGGUUAUACUGGUGUGAGGCAAAAGCCAUGACUCAGAAUAUUUGGAAACAGAGCAACCAUGUGAAGAUCAGUGUGAAAAGUAUCCCCAUUUCUGGCAUCGUCAUGGAGACCCAGCCCUCCAGUGGGCAGGUGACUGAAGGAGAAAAGCUGGUCCUCAUCUGCUCAAUAGCUCAGGGCACAGGAAGCAUCACAUUCUCCUGGCACAGAGAGGGCAUUAAUACAAGUUUGGGAGAGAAGACUCGACAUUCUCUGGAGGAGAAGUUUGUGCUCUCUGCUGUGAAUGAGAGUGAUGCAGGGAAGUAUUACUGCACUGCUAACAAUGGCAUCAACACCAUCAGCAGCCAGAGAGUGAAUGUCACCGUGCAAAUUCCAGUGUCUCAUCCUAUUCUCACUCUCAGUGCAGCUGGGAUGCAGGCUAUAGUGGGGGAAGUGCUGCAGUUUCAAUGUGAAGUCCUCAAAGGUUCUGCUCCAAUCUUUUAUCAGUUUUAUCAUAAGGGUUUAGUCUUGAAGACGAUCUUGGCCCCGUUUGGAGGUGCAGUAUCCUUUAACCUCUCUGUGACAACUGAGCAUUCUGGGGAUUACUCCUGUAAAGCCAACGAUAGCUUCAGUAGCCAGCUCAGUGAGAUGCUGGAACUCUCUAUCCUGGACCCCGCAGAAAGGGGCCUACUCAUCAUGGGAGUCGUUGUGUCCUUGCUCGGCAUCUUGGGUCUUGUGGCUAUUGCCAUUCUGGUUUACUUCAAGCUCAAGAGAAAGGGAGGAAGAAGUCCUGUCUCUGAGCCUUCCAGGGACCGACCUAUCACAGACCCCCAAGAAUCUGGCCACUCAAACUCAGUCCCCCCAGUGGAGCUGCAGCCAAUAUAUGACAAUGUGACUCCAUUCAUUGAGGACGUGGUCUAUACUGAAGUAUGGAAUAUGCAGCACGGGAAAAUAAACACAGCAGAUACCUCAGAGACCCUUCCGGAGGACAAGGACUCAGUCACGUAUUCUGAGGUAAAGACACAUAGCCCUAAUGACUCAAGAGGGAAAGAUAAGUCCAUGGACAGGAACCAUGAAGAUGGUACAGAAAACUAUGAAAAUAUCCUGCUCUCCUGA